Synchiropus splendidus (mandarinfish) is the source of this 1142-nucleotide messenger RNA. It is a transcript of the gene ucn1, whose product is annotated as urotensin 1. Gene Ontology annotation, molecular function: hormone activity. Gene Ontology annotation, cellular component: extracellular region. The transcript is spliced from 2 exons. The record is from RefSeq and is a predicted model, not a curated record. The coding region runs from base 173 to 586 and encodes 137 amino acids. Lineage: Eukaryota; Metazoa; Chordata; Actinopteri; Syngnathiformes; Callionymidae.
UGCGGACAACUUGUCAGAAUCCGACAUGAUUUGUUGACUUCCUCUGAGAUGGUCGUGAUUCUGCCACUUCGGUGACGUCACCGCAGCUCAUAUAACGGCCAGUCCUCCGCAGCCGCUCACUGGACCCGAGACGGACCCGAACUCUGCCUGGACCCCCGAGCUGACACGCACGAUGAAGGGCGCGCUGCUGCUGCUCGCCUCGCUCCUCCUCCUCGCCUCGCACCUGCGGCCGGUGGCCGGCAGACCUCGCGCGCUCCUGGGCUGGAUGGACGACAGCGGCCGCGUGGAGGAGGAGCUGCUGCGCGCGGCCGCCGCGGGAGGCAACGCCGCCUCGCGCUUGCUGGGCGACAGGCUCGCGCACCGAGGAGCACCGGACCCGCUGCGGCUCCUGGACACGGAGGAGGAGGAGGUAGAGGAGGAGGUGAGGGAUGCGGCCGCGGCGCUGCUGAAGCGCAGCCAGGAGCCGCCGCUCUCCAUCGACCUGACCUUCCACCUGCUGCGGAACAUGAUCCACAUGGCCCAGAUGGAGAACCAGAGGGAGCAGGCGCACUUCAACCGCAAAGUUCUGGACGAGGUCGGCAAGUAGCGCCCCGGCUGGCCCGCGCCCACAGACUGUCCGCUCGCGUCCUGCCCGUUCACACCUCCGACUGGACUCUCGGAACCACCUCGGCUUUGGUUCCGAAGUGACCGCGCGCCUCGCCUGAGGAGCUCAGACGCGCGGGAAGAGGCAGCCGAGCCGAAGGCUGCGUUCCACUCUGCCUGUGGAGUCACACGGGCCCCAAAAUACACGCCUAUUUUAGGUCAGAAAAAGCUCCUUUUUAUUUAAACAUGUAGAGAAAUGAAACCGCCAAAUCUGCUAUACACGUGGGGAGUGACCCGCGGUGCAUGUAAGCGAGGUCAGAAUUACUUGUUUAUCCCGCUUGAACGCCUGUAUCUUGGCGCCAGUGUGACUGAACUGAACGGAGCAGGACGCUGAGCAGACGUCACAGUCCACGGAGCGUGACCGCUCUCAGCCAAGCUCUGACGACAGUGGUGAACUUGAGCGCCCCCUACAUCGACUGGCCUCUAGUGGCGGAGCAGCGACGCGUGCACCGGCUUCUAUUUCUCGUCUUUAUUUUGUCCUUUUCUAAUAAAACGGCUGU